AUGAGUAUUACUAAUGUGUCACCCCUUCAAGAUCUUGGCCAAACCCUUUUUGCAUUGUAUGCAUAUGACAACUUUGAUGACAAUCUCAAAACCAGUGCUUCCACUAUUGAACUUUCUACAGACAGUCUGAAGCACCUCACAUCUGGCCUGUUAUUUCCACUGCAACAUGGGGUUUCUCAGGUCAACCUCAAGUGCUCACAUGCCCUUUGGAAACAGUUUUAA
Messenger RNA from Serpula lacrymans var. lacrymans S7.9, 222 nucleotides. RefSeq lists its product as uncharacterized. The record is from RefSeq and is a predicted model, not a curated record. The transcript is spliced from 3 exons. Lineage: Eukaryota; Fungi; Basidiomycota; Agaricomycetes; Boletales; Serpulaceae. Bases 1 to 222 code for a protein of 73 amino acids.